Messenger RNA from Owenia fusiformis, 1445 nucleotides. NCBI's taxonomy places the organism in Eukaryota, Metazoa, Annelida, Polychaeta, Sabellida, Oweniidae. The record is from the annotation of a GenBank genome assembly.
CGCGUCCAUGAUUGUUUACAAACAACAGCUUCCUGUUUUGAUAACUUCGAACUCCAAGUACUUUACUUUCUUUUCCGAUUCCAAUUGAUGUUUAAUAAACAAGACUACUUUAAAGCUUUCUUUAGGAAGAACAACAGCACAGUUUACGAUCUAAAAGAAAUUAAGGAUGUCUGACAAUGGCACAGAAAUUGUUGAUGACACUGCAGAGUCUGAACUGGAUUUGACCGAAUGUGUCAACAACAAUGAAGACAUCGUACAAUCUCUCGACUCAGCAAAACAAAUCGAUGAUUCUAAAACACAACAGCCUGUCAAUGAACUGGAACAUAAAACAAUCCAACCAGAAUUGAAAUCUCCAUCUAAAAUAAAGGCAUGUAUACCGUUUGUGAUUGGCUGCUUGCUAUUUAUUGGUCUCGCUUAUGGAGGCUGUUGCAUUAUGGGAUUUGAUGAUGCCAAGGAUGAGAUGGAUUUGGAGAAGAGAGUCGAGUUUGCAUUCAAAAUCUGUGUUGUACAGCUGGUUCCUGUUAUGGCAGCCUUGGUUGUGUCUUUGUUCAGCACAGCAGAAAAACAUGCACUGUUCUUCCGUGAGGGCUUGGAUAGUGGUAUGAUCCUCUCCAUCAAUCUGUUGUUUGCUGUCACCCACUUGGAGCCCAAUUGCUUCGAUGUUAUGGGUGUCAUUGUGUGUCUCGUCACAGCUUUCAGGACUCUACAAUGGGUCUUAUAUGCGAGGUGCUACCAUUAUCGUUGUAUUUUUGGAUUCCCCCCACUCAUGGUAAACCUGGUCCUGUUUCUAAGCAACAUCUACAACAUUGCUGACUGUGGGACCCACAUCCCAAAUUAUUUGGGGUUCACAGGUUUCACAACAGAGGUUCCCCCAGCAGCAGAUCUGGAUAAUUCUGGUUGGUUUUAAUGUGUGGGCCAAUACACCUCCACUGGGACCAUAAUUGUCAUGGAAAAUGUCAAAGAGUUCAAUCAGCAAAAUAUAAUGUAAAUAAGUCUCUCAAUUGUAUAGAAGUCGCUCAUCUCAAAUGUAUAGAAACAAUUAGUUUUUUAAUUGUAUAUAUCAGGAACUUCAUCCAAAUACUAGAAAGGUCACUGAAGGUAGAAACAUUACCUAGGUAUGUAAUUUUAUUAGUUAGGAGUCGAAACGUUUUUGUUGUUUGUACAUUAUUUGACGUUAAUGUAUGACAUUAGAUCUAGAAUCUCAGUUGUAUUUGGUAUAUUUUAUAUGAGCUUUAUUUAGAGAAUGCUUUUUUAUAGUAUUUAUAAAGGGAAAGUGUGACAUUUACCUAAUUUGUAUCCGCAAAGUUUCAUAAAAUAUUUUUACAAAGUGAGACUAGACUGACUUUAAAGGAAAGCUUUUUUUAAGAUGAUAGAUUUGUCUUAUGCAAAUGAUUAGAUAGAUAAUUUGACAAUGUCUGGCCACUUUUAAUCCACAAUCUAGUUUU